AUGAGUUAUGGUAGUAAGCGGCUAAAGGCUGAUCUGACACAAUGUCCUACAAAUGUGAGAGAGGCAAUUGAUUGGAUAUUAAGGAUCACAGGAAAGGAUGAAUUUGGUAAGUCAAUUGAGACCAUGUGUGUCAAUACUUUCUUAGGCCACGUGACCGGAGGGCUAUCAUCUCGUCAAGACUAUCUCAAUGUGCUGAUCAACGAAUUGGGGGAGAAGUUGGCCAAAUUUACGGGAUACUAUGCGUCGUUAGCAGAAGAUAAAUGGUCCCUCGGGAGAGGCGGUAUUGGGCAACAAGGCGCAUACAAAUCCACCUAUGAGGCGACGGCCACUUGGGAAGAUGUUAAAAAUGAUGUCGAACAUAGAAAAACAUGCGCACAAAUCCUACUUGGCUGUAUGCCAUUAAUCUUUAGCGGACUAAGCUAUCUAUAUUGGCAGUGCAACAAGGGCAAGGGGAGCGACGGGAAACCAGAUAAGAGAUGGAACGAUAGUGAACAGAUAAUCAAUCUAGAAAAUGGCUCAAUCUGCAUCUACAUGGAAUCCAUGGGAUAUAAGAGGACUGAACUCGAUGAGAAAAAGGGAUCCGAUGUGAAAGAGCUCCUGGAGUUGAAUUUCGAGGAGUUAAAAAAAUUCGCAAAAGGUGACAAUGGAACGUUCAAUCUUGAACAAGAUCCCAACGCAGCACAAGGAUCGUACGCCGAGUUUGUUAACGCUAUACAGACUGCGUAUAGCAAGACUUAUGGAUCAACUGAAGAUGGUAGGGAGGAGGAACGAAGAACACGGAAGAAACAAAUUGCACAGGGACGUCCACUCGACCGACUGUAUAUGGGAGCAGAAUGGUACUUUCAGAGGAUGCAACAGAAGCAUAACGCUCAACACAGCGAACGCAUUCAACCUGCCAACAUCAGAGAGAUGCUCUAUUGGUUGAUGUGUCUACCAUAUUCACCAGUAUAUAUGGGGCUGGCAAACGGUGUAAUGGCGAAUGAAGCAGAAGAUACAGAAUUCGUAUGUGGAACGAAAACGAUCCCAUCCAUCGCAGACAGUCUGGAUUACUACUUGCUGCCACCGUGCUACUAUGCUGGGUUCGUUUUAAUGUCAAUUCAAGGUGGAUUAGAAGAUGCAUCACGCAAGUCAUCGUCGCCACCAUUCCUCCAUGAGCUGUAUUCCAAUAACUAUUUUCAGUUCUGUUACCCAGACAAUGUCAGCGAGUGGUUUGGUAUGCUCUGGGAUGUAGUAUACGCGGUGUACUUCAGAAUGAACUUUCUCAAGGUACAUUGCGCUGUGGAUCCUAAGUCGUUUUUGAUCUUGUCGAUGGCUAUUGUCUAUUAG
Messenger RNA from Babesia sp. Xinjiang, 1326 nucleotides. RefSeq lists its product as uncharacterized. The transcript is spliced from 2 exons. The record is from RefSeq and is a predicted model, not a curated record. Bases 1 to 1326 code for a protein of 441 amino acids. NCBI's taxonomy places the organism in Eukaryota, Apicomplexa, Aconoidasida, Piroplasmida, Babesiidae.